Molecule: messenger RNA, 803 nt
Organism: Vitrella brassicaformis
Lineage: Eukaryota; Vitrellaceae
Source: the annotation of a GenBank genome assembly
CAUCGGCAUAUCAUUUAUCGACGCUUUCACCCACUCUCAGUCUGUGAAACUGUCAUUAACCGUGUCUGCAUAUCUAUAUCUACACACGCGCAUUCACGCAUGCUGAAUCUGAGUAGAUAAUGACAGACGCAUCGUCUCUCUCCGACAGAUAAUCAAUCUACACAAGCUGCUACCACCCAUCCACAUUCGCUUCCUUCGGUGUCUUCUUCUCGGCACUCGUCUUCGCCGUUGAAGGUGAGGAAGAGCGCUGCAAACAGAAUGCGUGUGCGAGGGGAAAUCUCUUUGCCGCGUCUCCCUUCCCCAUCCCCCAUCCUCACCGAUGGGUCUUUCUUGGAUACUUCAGUCACAUCGAUAUCGAAGUCGGCAGCGAUGUCUUCCUCCUGCUGUGGCGACAUCUGCAAUAGCGGGCUCAAACGCACGCACACACACACACGCACCUUCAUGACAUGGCCCAUGAAUGCAUGACAGUCCCUCGCUCACCCAUACUGGAAGAUUGCCUCCCCGCCUCUCCGCUUGCACUCCCUGCUCCUCUGUGAAGUAGCCCAUUCCAAAUCCCGUGGCAACGCCCAGCAGUGUCGCAGCCACCAGCACCCACGGGCUCUCUUCGAAUGCUGCCAAGGGUAGAGUUGUUGCGGCGCUCUCAGCCACCGCCAUCGAAGAACAGGGCUGUCUUGGCCUCAGCAACCUGCUUACUGCCCCUCCGGCCGGGCCUCGGCCUCGAGCAGUGAGAGGGACAGGCACAAAUGCGGUGGUGGACGUACCCUCUGCUCUCAACCCGGAAGAUCCCGCCAGGAAGACAGCCG